This is a messenger RNA of Acaulospora colombiana, 270 nucleotides long. The record is from the annotation of a GenBank genome assembly. Lineage: Eukaryota; Fungi; Glomeromycota; Glomeromycetes; Diversisporales; Acaulosporaceae.
AUGGAUUCAAUCCAGAUUGCCAGAAGCUCGUAUAUUCCAAAGAUUAUUAAAAAGAAAAAUCCUGAUAUGCCGAUUCCGGAUAUCAAGGCCAGUUCUUCGGAAUUUAUGUUUAAUGACCAUGCGAAUCGAAGACAGAAGGCAGUUGUGCGAAGGAUGCCAAAGAAGAGAAAUGCCGUGAAAGCUAACGAAGGUAGUGGUGUUGGUAUCGAAGCAUCGAAUACAAGCAUAGAAAUUUGCAUGAUGUAUUUCGAAUUAUAUUUAACAAGGAGA